AUCAGAAACAAGGAAAACCCUAUUCACUCUCCAUUCCCAACUCAUAUCUCAGAAGAGUGUCUCUUUGGUUACAUCUUCAUUUCCUAUAUUUGAUAUUUCCUUCUUUCCCACGAGCGAAUCAUGUCAGUUAUCGGAGAGGUUGCUUUAUCCGUUUUGUUUGAGGCGCUGGUUAACAAGAUAACCUCCUCUGAUUUGUUGAAGAUCUUUCAGCAAGAACAAGUUCAUGUUGACCUCAACAAGUGGAAGAAAACGUUAUCAAAAAUCCAUGCAGUUUUGGAUGACGCAGAAGAGAAGCGGGAAACAAGCAGGUUGGGGAAGAUCUUGCUGGACGAGCUGGAAGAGUUGGCAUAUGAUGCGGAUGAUAUCUUGGAUGAGUUUGCAACCGAAGUUUUGCGACGUAUGUUAAAUGCAGAACCCAGCACAAGUAAGGUAAGAAAGUUCAUCCCUGCUUGUUGUGUGGGUUUGAGUCCAAGUUCUUUUAUGUUCGAUGCCAAUAUGCGGUCCAAGAUUGCAGAUAUUGACUCGAGACUACAAAGAAUUGUGACAGAAAAUAAUGGUUUGGAUUUGAGAGGAUGCACUGGGGGAAGGAUUGGAACAAAAAGAUCAAGGGUGCCCCCUACUUCUGUGGUGAACGAAGACCAUACUUAUGGCAGGGAUGAGGACAAAGAGAAUAUCAUCAAGUUAUUGAUGAGUGGUGAAUGUAGUCGUGCUAAACUCUCUGUGAUUCCCAUAGUUGGUAUGGGAGGUCUGGGUAAGACAACUCUUGCCCAACUAGUGUACAAUGAUGAUGAUGUGAGCAGUUAUUUUGAUUUGAAAGCAUGGGUUUGUGUUUCUGAAGACUUCGACAUUGUAAGGGUGUCAAAAGAAAUUCUAAAAUCUAUCACUCCUGAGCCCUGCAAUGAUGGUGAUGGUUUAAACUCAAUACAAGUCAAAUUGAAGGAGAAAUUAAAUGGCAAGAAAUUUCUGAUCAUUUUGGAUGACGUUUGGAAUGAAGACUACAAUAGUUGGACUCAACUAUGUUGUCCUUUUGAAUUUGGAGCUCUAGGAAGUAAGAUUAUUGUCACCACUCGGAGUCAUGAGGUUUCAAAAAUAAUGGAAACUACUUCACCUUACAAGUUGAGAGAGUUGUCAAAUGAUGCUUGCAGGCGUCUAUUUCUCCAACAUGCACUAGGGUCAACAGAUUUUGUUGCGCAUCCAGAACUUGAGGAAAUUGGUAGAGAAAUUUUGGAUCUAUGCAAGGGAUCACCUUUGGCAGCAAAAGUACUUGGAGGUGCUUUACGCACUGAACGCAAUCCUAAUGAAUGGAAAAAGGUGCUAAAUAGCAAGAUUUGGGAAAAAAACGAUAUUAUUUCUGUUCUUGAAUUGAGCUACCAAUACCUCCCUUCACAUCUAAAGAGGUGCUUUGCAUAUUGUUCACUAUUCCCAAAAGAUUAUGAAUUUGAGGAGAAUGAGCUUGUCUUGUUAUGGAUGGCAGAAGGUUUGGUUCAAGAAACGGAAAGAAACCAGUCAAUGGAAGUUCUUGGUGCUGAGUAUUUUCAUGAUCUACUCAUGAGAUCAUUCUUUCAACAAUCAAGCAAUAAUGGAUCACUCUUUGUCAUGCAUGAUCUUAUCAAUGAUCUAGCUCGAUGGGCAGCAAGGGGCUUAUUCUAUAGAAUGGAAGAUAAAUUGGGCAAUAAUAAGCAAUUUGAGAUUUCUACAAAGGUACGACAUUUCUCUUACACUCCAUGUUUUUGUGAUGGCAUCAAAAAGUUUGAAAACUUCCCCAAAAAUAUGCAUUUACGAACAUUCUUACCCGUACCAAUCGAGUUGUCAAGCUACUUAACAAACUAUGUUCCUAAUUGUUUGUUGCCACAACUAAGAUGCUUAAGGGUAUUAUCUUUAUGCGGAUAUAAUAUCAUUGAGCUACCAAGCUCAAUCAGUGAUCUAAAACAUUUAAGAUACCUCAACCUUUCUAAUACUCCAAUUAGAAGUUUACCAGAAUCAACAAGUUCUCUAUACAAUUUGCAUACAUUGAUAUUGAAAGAUUGUUGGUAUCUCAAAAAGUUACCUGAGAAAAUUAGGGAUCUAGUUAAUCUUCGGUAUCUCGACAUUAGAAAUGCCGAUUUAAUUAGAGAAAUGCCGGUGGGAAUAGAAAAAUUAAAGAACCUACAUACGCUAUCCAAUUUUGUUGUGGGGAAAGAUAAUGGAUCCAGGAUAGGAGACUUGAUGAACUUGGAGUUUCUUCGGGGAAGACUUUGCAUUUCAAGUUUGGAGAAUGUGCUUGAUGUUGAGGAUGCAAGAAGGGCCAAUUUAAAUGGUAAGAAGAAUUUGGAUGCACUAGAGAUCAAAUGGGGGACACCUAGUGAUUUGCAAGAUGCAAGCAUUGCGAAAGAUGUUCUUGACAUGCUACGACCUUGGACAACGGUGAAAGAACUUUCAAUUGAUGGCUAUGUUGGUGUGCAAUUCCCAACAUGGUUAGGAGACCAUUCAUUUUCUCAUAUCGAGGACCUAAAGAUUGUCGGAUGUAAACAAUGCAAAUUCUUACCUGCUAUUGGACAUCUAUCCUCUCUUAAAUUCCUUGUCAUUAAGAGUAUGUCUAUGGUGUUGACUAUUGGUCCUGAGUUUUAUGGGGAAGAUUUCUUGAAAUCUUUUCAAAAAUUAGAAACACUUCGCUUUGAAGAUAUGCAAGAAUGGCAAGAUUGGAUUCCUUGUGGAGUUGAGUAUGGAGGAUUCCCUCGCUUGCGUGAGCUUUUUAUCUCUCAAUGCCCCAAAUUGCAAGGGAAAUUGCCACACUGUCUCCCAUCAUUGGAAAAAUUUUCUAUUAGUGAUUGUGAGCAGUUGGUUGUUUCAAUUCCAAGCCUUCCAAUGCUCCAUGAAUUAGAAAUUGUGGGGUGCAAAGAGGUGGAGAGCAAUAAUAUAGAAGAGUUAUGCUUGCUGGAGUCGAUUACUUUUUCUAUUCCAGGUCUUAAAAGCUUAUCAAAGGAGUUCAUGGAAGGGUUAGAAAAGGUAAAAGAUCUAAAUAUAUAUAAUUGUAAUGAGCUAACAUCUUUGUGGCAAGAUAGUCUCAUUUCCCUUGUUAGGCUGGAAAUCAAGUCGUGCCCAAGUCUCAUCAACAUCAGCUUGACGUCAACAUUAAAGACAUUGAAUAUUAAUCGUUGUGGUGCUUUAAAAUCCCUACCAAUGUCCAAUUGUACAUGCCUAGAAUAUGCAACUAUUGCGAAUUGUAGUUCUUUGAUGUUCAUUUCAAAACGCCAGCUACCUCCAACUUUGAAAAGUCUAGAGAUAAAUGAUUGCGAGAAUUUGCAAUUUUUGAUAGACGAGGGAGAGGCUUCUUCUUUAUUAUUGAAAGAGGAGAGUAUUUACAGUAAUGCAUCUCUUCUUGAGCACUUGGUUAUUAGAAAUUGUCCAUCUUUAAAAUGUGUACUAUUAAGAGGUGACCUAUUUGUGAAGCUUAAAGUCCUUGUGAUUUGGAAUUGCUCAGAGCUGACAUCAUUAUCAUCAAGUAACCAGUUACCUAUUGCCCUUAAAAAACUUCAAGUAUAUGAUUGCCCAAAGUUAGAGUCAGUGGCGGACAACUUACACAAUAACGCGUCUCUUGAACGUCUUGGAAUCAGUAAUUGUAAAGAGAUUAAAUUCUUACCGGAGGGCCUACACAAACUCUGCCACUUGAAUGACAUAAGCAUAGGAGACUGUUGUAGUCUUGUUUCAUUUCCGGAUGGAGGGUUUCUCCCCACUCACCUUACAAAUCUUUGGAUCUGGUGUUGUGAGAAACUAGAGGCCUUGCCCCGCAUGCAUAUGGUCACUACUCUUCUAAUAUAUAAAUGUCCAAGCAUAGUAUCCUUACCAGAAGAGGGCUUACCGACAAACCUAAAGGAACUUUCGUUGGGAGGGAUGACUAACUGUAAGCAAGUAUUUGAAUGGGGAUUACACAGACUCUCGUCUCUUACAGAUCUCACCAUUUGUGGUGAUGGAUUUGCGGAUUGGCAGUCGUUUCCUGAGGAGGAAGAUGGGAAGAUGAUUCUACUGCUACCUACCUCUCUAACCUACCUGUCGAUCAAAGAAUUUCCAGAUAUAGUGUUCCUAUCCUCCAAGUUAUUUCAAAACCUCUCUUCACUUGAACACUUGUCGAUCUGGGAUUGCCCUAAAUUCGCAUCCCUCCCAGAGAACGGCCUGCCUCCCUCACUUCUGCAACUACGAAUUUAUGAAUGUCCAGUGCUGGAACAACACUGCAAGAAAGGAAAAGGGCAAGAGUGGUUGAAGAAUAUCAUCAACAUCCCUUGCGUUGACAUUGGGGGGAGAUCCAUCUACGAGUUGCAGGAGGAGGAGCAGCAAUAAUUGUGUAGCAGCAGAGGCUAUCUUCUCAACUCCAAAAUAUUCUUCUCAAAUUCCUAAAAUUUGGAGGUUAUAUAUUGUGUUGUGGAACAUGUUUAUCUGUGGGCAUGUACGGAAUGGAGGGAUGGCUUUUUAAUACUAUGCCUGAGUGGCUGAGUCAAAUGUUAUUUUAACUAGAGAUCAUGCCUUGGCCUUGAAUAGAUGAUAGAAGCAUUGUCACCUAUGUUCUACAGAUGGGCAGCCACUCUCAGGUUUUUUUUUUUUUUUGGUUAAUAACUCUUUGGGCAAUUUGGAAAUGCAAGAGUGAGGGCAUGCUUGAAGGGAAGGCUGUCAAUGCUUUUCAAGCUCUUAACUACUGCAAGCACAUGGUCAUGAUCUGUCAAGAAGAAGCAGUGCCUGUGAAUCAUUUUUUAAGAAGUUUUAUACCUCCUGUUUGCAAUUGGACACAAUUUGUUGAUUGUUGAGAACGGCAAGAGCUGAUUUCAGUGGAAGUUUUCUAGUGAGGUGCAAGCUUCUGUGCAAAGAUUGAAUGGGGAACCAAAUUGCAAGAGGCUGUUUUUGUUGGAUGACUAGUCCUUAGUCAAUUUGUGAGGCUUUAUCCUUUGUACUUAUGAAAGGCGUGGUGGCUGCACUUUUACUUACUAGAAGGUCUGAGGUUUGUAGCCUUUGUUAUGGAAAGCAAAUGCCAAGCUGGGAGAUAUAAGCUGUUAAGAAAGACAUUGCUUGAUCUGCUGCGUUCGCGAUUUUGUAAGCUCCCGGUUUGGUAAUUCUAGUCAGUGUCCUAUUUAAAGCAUAUAGCCCGGUCCUCUUUUUAUGCAACUUUUAUGUUAAACAUGCCAUCAACUAAUCGUGGCUUAAAGAAUAUCCUGGACAGCAUUGCACAUUGUACUUGAAAUCAUAGUUUUAAGAUAUACCUCUAUGGUGAAUACUAAAUUAUAUUAGCUGCGGCUUUAUUAUUGAUGGUUGGAUGCAAAGUGGGCCAGUCAUCCAGCAUUAGAUUGUCUUAUUGGAUUCUUGCAAAGAUGGUCACAUUAGUUAAAUUCUGGCAUCAGGCUCAUAUCCACUUUCAAGGAUUUCACAAUGGACCAAUAAAAUAAGGGUCAAUACUUCUUUGUUUGCUAUUGAAUGAAAUGAAGCAGCCUAUAUGUAAGGAUACAUCCCCCAACACAAGGUUCUAUAUCGUGCUGUGGAACAUGUUUAUGAGUGGGUAUGUAUGGAAUGGAGGGAUGGCUUUUCAAUAGUACGCCUGACUGGAAUGUUCUUACCGUUAGAUCUGAAUUUUUUGAAUCAAAUUCCAUUAAUAAUUGGCUCUCUAUUUGUGUGGGAUGGAGUGAGAGCAUGCUUGAAGGGAAGGGCUGUUAAUGCUUCUAAGCUUUUAACUACUGCAAGCACUUGGUCACUUGGUCAGGAUCUGUACUUGCAAUCUGUUGUAAACCUCCUGUUUGCAAUUGGAAACGGUCUGUUGAUUGUCGAGAAUGACAAGUGCUGAUUUCAAUGGAUGUAAAUACCAAAAGAGAAUGUUGUUGUUAUGGUUCAAGCUUUCUAUGCAAUGAUUGAAUGGGGAACCAAAUUGCAAUAGGCUGUUAUGGUUGGAUGGCUUAGUUGAAGUCCAUAAUCCUUUAUCAGACAAUUUGUGAAGCCUUGUCCUUUGUAUUUUGAAAGGCGAGGUGACUGCACAUGUACUUAACGGUGGCUUUUUGGUUUGCAGCCCUUGUUAUGUAAAGCAAAUUCCAAGCUGGGAGAUACAAGCUAUUGAGAAAGACAUUGCUUAAUGUACUGCGUUCACGAUUUUCUAAGCUCUCAGUUUGCUAAUUGUUCAGUUUUCAGUUUGGUGCACAUAGCCUGGUCCUCUUCUUAUGCAACUUUUAUGUUAAACAUCGUAUGUACUGAUGACAAGUUCAAGCUUAACAGUUUUAAAAAUAUAGUCAAGGAUGCUGUUGACUUACCACCAUUUUGACUAACAGCUGCUUUAUGAUUGAUGGUAGGAUGCAAAGUGGGCCACUAAUCCCGCAUUGGAUUGAUUUAUUGAAUUCUUGUAAAGAUUGUCACAUUAGCUAAAUUCUGGUAUCAGAUAUUGAACGAAACAAAGCAGCCUUUUUGUAAGAAUACAUCUUCCAACAGAAGGGAAGUUUUACAUUGGUUAUGUGAUCUAAGGAGGCUAACCAGCUAUUGUAGAUAUUCUAAACCAUUGAAAACAUGGAAAUGGCGUAGCACUUCCACUCGUUUUGCAAGUCUGGCAUCUGCAAUUCCUAUAAGAAGCUCUCGGUAGCAAACACGAUGAAAGCCAAAAUCCUUUCUGUCUUCUAUGAAUUUUCUGUGCUUCAGUUCUGAGGAUCAUAAACUACCUAUCCAGCUUGACCUGCUUGUAAAUUGUAAUAUCUAUCCCUUUAAGCAUGUAUAUUAAUGAUAAGGCAUAUUAGGUUUACUAUACAGCUUCAGACUCUGGUAAUGAUGAAGCUUAUAGUCUUUGAAAUCCUGACUCAAACUAUUCAGUGGUGAAAACUCUUACUACUUGAGAGAUGUAUUAUUUUCAAUACAAAUGACCUUGGUCUGUUAAAGGUCAUUUGUUGAUCAUCAAAGAAUGCAACGACAACUAAUCGUGCAAUAAAUUAAUUUCGACCCUACUGAGGUCUGGAUCCAAGUCCAUAA
Quercus lobata is the source of this 6960-nucleotide messenger RNA. RefSeq names its product putative disease resistance RPP13-like protein 1. The transcript is spliced from 14 exons. Lineage: Eukaryota; Viridiplantae; Streptophyta; Magnoliopsida; Fagales; Fagaceae. The coding region runs from base 121 to 4314 and encodes 1397 amino acids. Gene Ontology annotation, molecular function: ADP binding; protein binding. The record is from RefSeq and is a predicted model, not a curated record.